AUGGGAUUCAAUCAUGCCAUUGUCGAAGAAGCUGUCGGUUUCGUUGGAGGGAUCUGGAUCCUCUGGAAGAACGAUGAUUUCAAAAUCAAAGUUAUGUCAACCCACAAGCAAUUUGUGCAUAUGGAAAUUGAAAACAAUCAGCGGAGGACAUGGAGCCUUACGGCUGUAUAUGCAAGUCCACAGGAAGCACAAAGAAAAGAAAUGUGGGAGCUUUUGCACAACAUCUCAAGAAACAUGAACUUACCAUGGCUGAUGAUAGGUGAUUUCAAUGACAUCGCAGAGCAAAGUGAGAAGAAAGGAGGAGGGGGAAAUGAUGCCUAUGCGUGUAGACGCUUCAGAGGCUGGAUUGACAAAUGCAACCUCAUAGACGUAGGUUAUUCAGGAUCAAGAUUCACAUGGAAGGGGGGAAUAAGAGAAGGCCAAGAAAGAGUUUAUAAAAGGCUGGAUCGAGCUUUAUGCAACUCAGAGUGGCGUACAAAUUUUUCAAAUGCAUUUGUGGAGGUGCUGCCAAGAAUACAAUCAGACCAUCACCCUUUGUUGCUACACACAAGACCUGAGACUAGUAUCCAAGGAGAGAGACCUUUCAGGUAUGAAGCCAUGUGGAAUACACAUGAAGACCUCCCAAAGGUUAUUAGAAGUGCUUGGAAUAAUGAGUAUGACUUUCCAGUAGCCUUAAACAAUUUAACUAAAAGUCUGAAAAAAUGGAAUAAUGAAACUUUUGGUAACAUAUUUCGAAAGAAAAGGAGGCUUUUGAAUAGAAUUCAAGGGAUACAAAAAUCCAGGCUUUAUGGUAGGAAUAAGUUUCUUGAUGGGCUGGAAAAAGACCUUUCGGAGGAAUUGGAAAAAAUCCUUGAUCAAGAGGAGAUCUUCUGGCUACAAAAAUCCAGACAAAAGUGGCUAGUAGAAGGAGAUAGAAACACUAAAUAUUUUCACACAAAAACUCUGGUGCGCAGAAGGAAGAACAAGAUAGUGAAGCUGAGGAACAAUAAUGGUAUAUGGUGUGAAGAGGUAGAAGCUGUAAAAUCGAUAGUCUCAAAUUUUUUCACUGACCUAUACCGAGAUGAAAGACCAAAGCGCCCCACUAUUCGAUGCAGUUGGCAAUAUAAAAGAUUGGAAGAAGAACAGAAACAGAUGUUAGAAAGAAUGCCCAUUCCAAGUGAGAUUGAAGAAGCUAUCCACAGCAUAGGUUCCCUAAAGGCGCCUGGAGAAGACGGAUACCCUGCGUUGUUCUUUAAAGAAAAUUGGAAGGUCCUCCAAUGCUCCAUCUGUGCUUUCAUUCCGAAACUAUGGCAAGACCCCCCCCUCAAUACAACAAGUAAACCAAACUCUUCUAACACUUAUACCCAAGAUCAACCAGCCUGA
Messenger RNA from Arachis ipaensis, 1362 nucleotides. RefSeq lists its product as uncharacterized. The record is from RefSeq and is a predicted model, not a curated record. Gene Ontology annotation, molecular function: catalytic activity. NCBI's taxonomy places the organism in Eukaryota, Viridiplantae, Streptophyta, Magnoliopsida, Fabales, Fabaceae.